AUGUCGAAGCCAUUUGAUCCAGAGACGGCGGAGAACUUCGAGGAUAUGGAGAAGCAGUUCGCCGUCAAGGCCGUGGAACAUCUGAUGACAUACUGGUCCAUUCUGGAGAAGGUCCCCGGCUCUAAACUGCGCCUGACGAAGAUGGAUGAUGAGAUCCUGGAGUCUUUCCUGAAGGAGUUCCCCGACUUCGAUCCGGCCGAGACGCUCGACGAAGAUAAGAUGAAGAGCAAGGAGGGCAAGGAAAAGUGGCGCAACUGGAUCAACCAGUACGAGAAGACCAUCGAGGAUUUCAACUUUGGAACCAUGCUCCGUGCCAGCCCCAAGGUCGAAUACGACAGAGAUACCACUAUCUUCGCCAUGCGUAUGCAGUUUUAUGCCGUCGAGAUCGCCAGAAACCGUGCUGGUCUCAACGACUGGAUCUACGAGCGGGCCCAGAACGCGAGGUCGUAA
Messenger RNA from Aspergillus ibericus CBS 121593, 450 nucleotides. RefSeq names its product polysaccharide biosynthesis domain-containing protein. NCBI's taxonomy places the organism in Eukaryota, Fungi, Ascomycota, Eurotiomycetes, Eurotiales, Aspergillaceae. The record is from RefSeq and is a predicted model, not a curated record. Gene Ontology annotation, cellular component: cytoplasm. The transcript is spliced from 5 exons. The coding region runs from base 1 to 450 and encodes 149 amino acids.